GACUUUGUUCGAGACGACGUUCACCCUAUGUUCCAGCUAGGGCGAACGUUUACUCGGCGUCUUAUCCGUCUCAUACUGGACGAACUCGCCGCAGUCGUUCCCGAGCAUCCCUUUUUCUCAUUUCCCAAGACACAGCCCCCACGAGAUGGAUUUACAGAUGUUUCGGCAAAAUGCUUCGCAAAUGCCAUUAAUAGGACAGCAUGAUGGCUAAUAGAUAACCUUGAUAAGCCUUCCAAU
Molecule: messenger RNA, 237 nt
Organism: Xylaria bambusicola
Lineage: Eukaryota; Fungi; Ascomycota; Sordariomycetes; Xylariales; Xylariaceae
Exons: 1
Coding region: 28-204 (58 amino acids)
Source: RefSeq, a predicted model, not a curated record